AUGGAAUUAAUAAGUGAUGUAAAAUUAAAAACUUCGGUACCGUUUUGGUGUUCGACCCGUGUUGCUAUUGCAUUUAUGGUUUUUCUUGGAAUGGUAGUGCAUUUUUCACAAAAGACUAAUGUUAGUAUUGGUCUCGUUUGUAUGGUUAAUCAUUCAGCAGUUGAAUAUAAUCAUAUAAAUUUCACAAAAACGCAACCUAUAUCAACAGAUGAUAAAUGUCCUCAAAUGAAAAGCAACAAUCAUAGUGAUGGUUCACUUGUUUGGUCUAAAAAUACUCAAGGUCUCAUUUUAGGUUCUUAUUUUUGGGGUUAUAUUCUAACACAAAUACCAUCUGGAUAUUUAGCUGGUCGAUUUGGUGCUAGAUUUAUAUUCGGUGGAGCUAUAUUUGUAUCAAGUUUUGCUACUAUGUUCAUACCAAUUAGUGCUAAUACAAAUUGGAUUGUUUUUUCCAUGCUACAAGUCAUUAUUGGACUUGCACAUGGAACUAUCUGGCCAUGUUUAACUGUUAUUUUGGCACAUUGGGCACCAAAAGAAGAAUGUGGAAAAUUAAUGAGUUUUAUGAAUGCUGGUAGUCAAGUUGGUAAUGUUUUGAUUUUGUCAAUUGGUGGAUUGAUGUGUUCAUGGAAUUUUGCUGGUGGUUGGCCAUUAAUUUUUUAUUCAACAGGUCUUAUUGGUUUUAUUUGGAGUAUUACAUGGUUAUUCUUUUAUACGAAUUCACCACGAAAUCAUCGUUAUAUUAGUUUACAAGAAAAAGAAUUUGUUCUUGAGCAUACUCAACAAAAACUAUCUAAUAGUAAUAAUAAACAUAGUUUUCAUGCUCCUUUUCGAGCGAUUCUUAUGUCACCAGCUUGUUGGGCAUUAUUUAUUAUUCAUACAUGUUGUAAUUAUGGUACUUAUACAUUCCUUACUUGUAUUCCUAAAUAUAUGAGUGAAGUUUUAAAAUUUGAUAUAAAAUCAAAUGGAUUUCUUUCAGCUCUACCUUAUAUUGUUCUAUGGUUGAAUACUCUAUUCUCCGGUUUUUUAGCUGAUAUUUUUAUUCGAAAAAAAUUUUUAACAAUAACACAAACUAGAAAACUUUUCAAUGUACUUGGAACUAUUUUACCAGCAAUCGUUCUUAUCGGUUUAGCAUUUAUAACAUGCCAAUUGAAAUAUGUUGCUGUUAUACUUUUAACUGCUGGUGUAGCAUUUGGUGGAUUCUGCUUUGGUGGAGGAUUUGUAUUAGUUGCAAAUGAUAUUGCACCACGUUAUGCUGGAGUUGUGUUUGGUAUUUCCAAUACAUUUGCGACAAUACCUGGUAUUAUUAGUCCAUAUGUAGUUGGUGCACUUACAGAAAAAGAUCCGAACAAUUGGCGAAUUGUAUUUUUUAUUUGUUCAAUCAUUUAUGUUAUUGGAAUGAUUGUAUUUUUAUGUCUUGGGUCAAGUGAAUUACAACCAUGGGCAAUAGAACAUGUGGAUAAUAAUAAUUUAUUAUUAAGAAAAAACGAUAAAACAACAUUGAAAAUGACAAGUGAAACUUGA
Messenger RNA from Adineta steineri, 1518 nucleotides. The record is from the annotation of a GenBank genome assembly. Lineage: Eukaryota; Metazoa; Rotifera; Eurotatoria; Adinetida; Adinetidae.